GGCCAGUUUAGGGUUUCUGCCGUUUUACACCCUGCAGAGAGCGGAUGAGGGCGCCAAGUGCACGAUAGGCGAGUUCCUUGCCAUUGUUCGCUCUCAAGUGUACACAAUGUCUGCACAUCUACCUCUGGACAUCGAUGCUCUCAUUGGGUUCACUCGGACAAUAUAUGCUUUCUCAUCCUUCUCCCAUGGUCAAAUAGUAAGUCUUCGCUGGCAUCACCAUUAUUAGCUUAGGCAGCUUUUUUCAAUUGCCGGUUACCGCCUCAUCUUCAGCUUUUAGGCCUUUUCUUAGUGCCCAUGUAUGAGCCUUUCUCCGAGGCUUUGCUCAAGUUGUAAUCCCUGCCUAGGUAAUGCCAACAGACCCAUUACUAUUGACUCUGAGCUCGGGAUGUCAGCUUUCUUCAAGCAUGUGAAUUUGUUUGCGCUGGACUGAACAAUUUCCACUUCUCGGACUGAUAUUGUUUGACGAGUUGAUAUACUCUGGAUGAAUGAUCUGCUUUGGCUGUGACUUGUUCCUUAACGGUCUGUUUUACGCCAUAACGGAAGAGAGUUGCAAACACGAGCCUCGAUCGAUCAAUGACAUCAGUAUCACCACCAGCGUCUUUUAUCGUAGCAUCCCCUCUUGGCAAUGGAUCGAGCUUGAUAGAAACAAGGGAACGAAACAUGAAUCUCUUAAAAGAUCUGAGAUUUGUCAACCUACAACAGAGCGACGUGACGUUUUUCAGUCCUGGUUCAGCAUGUGCUUGGGCCGCGGCUUUUUAACCAAUCCCCACCUACUGCUGCUCAAGAAAUAUCUUUUGAAGUAGCAGGUACUUGUUGAAUACUACCACCAAGCAAAGUUGUCAGGUUCACUUAUGCGACAAGACAGAAUAAAUCUUUAUCAGCAUGCAAGAUCGUAUCAAGAUUCGCAUACAUAGGUGGUUUGUUUGAUAAAGGAUGUACCUGGGGAAAGUUUUGCUCUGUCUUUUUAUAUGAGAGAGAAUUCAUGUGGUAGUAAGAUAUUAAUAUAAUCUUUGCCAAAUCUUGGA
Molecule: messenger RNA, 1025 nt
Organism: Fusarium verticillioides 7600
Lineage: Eukaryota; Fungi; Ascomycota; Sordariomycetes; Hypocreales; Nectriaceae
Exons: 2
Coding region: 486-803 (105 amino acids)
Source: RefSeq, a predicted model, not a curated record